AUGAACGACAACGUUGCUAGCACUCUUGUCGGAUCAAAUCCUUCUAAUCCAUAUGUUUCUGUAGCUCCAGCACAAUUCAUGUCUCUUGAAGAUAUGAAUAAGGAAGCUCAAGCUAUGUUAAAUACUAAACAAGAAGAAUUAGCUCAAUAUCAAAACGUAGUUGCAGAUGCUGAACGUAUUUUAGCAAAAUUAAAUGCAGAAAUAGAAGAAAAAACAGCAAUUCUUCAAAAUCUUCAAAAUCAGCAACGUACUGAUGAAGAAGAAUUUGAGCAACAACAAGCAGAACAACAAUUAGCAAUCCUUCAGCAAAAGCAUGAAGAAGAAAUAAAUAAGAUUAAACAACAGCAUGAAGAUGAAAUGCACAAUCUUCAAUCAGAUUUCCAGCAAACUCUUACAGAAGCAGAAAACUGGGCUAAUAGACACUCUCAAAUUGCUUUACAAGAAAAAAUGGAAGAACUUGAAGCUCUUCGUCAUGAAGCUGAAGCUACAAAAAGACAAUUAGAUGAAGUUACAUUCAUGACAACCAGAACACAAGCAUCACGUGAGUCAGAAAAUGAUCAGAAAAAGAAUGCUCAAGAAAUUUCAGCUCUAGAAAAUCAAAUUUCUGAAUUAACGUCUAUCACUCGUGAAGAAUUGAGAGAUUCAAGAGCUAAAAUAGAUGAAACAUUAGCUGCUAUAGAACUUAGACGUGUAUCGCAUGAAGCUGAAUUAAAACGUCUUGAUGAAGAAAUUGCUCAAAGAAAAGAAUGCUAUGAUCAGCAUAUUGAAGCUAUUAAGCAGCAAUAUGCUAAUGAAAGACAGACAGUAGAGCAAUCUAUUGCAUCAGCAAAUGCAAAAGCUGAAAACACAGAAAAUAUUAUUAAGCAACUUGAAAAUCACCAUGAAGCUCAAUUAAAGCAAGUAUUAGAUGAUAUUGAAACAAUGAGACGCUCAACAGGAAUGAGUGGAUCACGUCCUAAACAGAGUAUUGAAGAAAUUAAAACUACCGUUCGUGAAAAUCAGAAGAUUGCGGAUGAAUGUCGAGCACUUGAUGAAGAAAUUAGAAUGGUUAAAGAGGAAAUAAAGUCCCUUGAAGAUGAAAAUAGAGAUCUUAAACAGGAAUUGCUUAGAUAUGCAGCAGCUGUUCAGCGUAUGAAUAAAUAA
Molecule: messenger RNA, 1143 nt
Organism: Trichomonas vaginalis G3
Lineage: Eukaryota; Parabasalia; Trichomonadida; Trichomonadidae
Exons: 1
Coding region: 1-1143 (380 amino acids)
Source: RefSeq, a predicted model, not a curated record